GGUAAACAUGAGAAUCGCAACAUUACACUCCAUCAAGUUAACAACCUACCCAACGAAGUCAUGUAUGACCGACAUAGAUGGCUAGUACAACAGACGUAUAACAGUUAAAUCACAGACCACUCAGGCGGAAUGUGUGCAGGUCAACAUUGAACAUGGGCUGCUUGAGUUCGAAAAUAUUCCCAUCAGACUCUUCUAAUGACAAAGAACCACAUGAAAAGAACCCACGGGUAUUAGUUGGUGAUGUAACUACAAAAAAGGAAAAGAAGGUGGAACGUGAAUUAAAAAUGAAAGAAAAACAGCUUAUUCGCAACUCCAAGGCAGAGGAGAUGUCUGGUAAAAUAAUGGAAGAGAAAGAACGAUUAUCUUUGGGUAUGAGAUCUCGUGGGACCUCUCAGGCCACCUCCAGAGCAGGCUCCCCUACACCUACCUCUCAUAAACAAGUUCAUUUCAGACCAGAUGAGGUGAAAAUGAUGAACAGUUUUAUGGAAAGUAACAGUUCUAAUUCUAAUCGGUUUUCUUCUUUGAGCAAACCUGCCAAGUCUUCAUUGAAAAAUCAAAAUCAGACUAACUUUCACAAAGUGGUUGUGAAUGGAAGUGAAAAUACAGAACCACAACAGAAUAGUUGUUUUAAUACAAACAACAAUGACAAAAUUGGUAAUACAAUCGAAGUGCUGGAAAUGGAAAUUAAAAAGAAUAGUGAAGACAUAGAAAAAUACACUGAAAUAAAACAUGAGAAAGCACAACGAAAUAACAAACUGUCCACAAUUGAGGAGCGAGCAAAUAGUAGAUGUAGUACCAAAUCUGAGGAUACAAAGAAAGGUUAAGUAACAUUUAGUACUGAAUGUGAGGAUACAAAGAAAGGUUAAGUAACAUUUAGUACUGAAUGUAAAGAUACAAAGAAAGGUAAAGUAACAUUUAGUACUGAAUGUGAAGAUACAAAGAAAGGUAAAGUAACAUUUAGUACUGAAUGUGAAGAUACAAAGAAAGGUAAAGUAACAUUUAGUACUGAAUGUGAAGAUACAAAGAAAGGUAAAGUAACAUUUAGUACUGAAUGUGAAGAUACAAAGAAAGGUUAAGUAACAUUUAGUACUGAAUGUGAAGAUACAGAGAAAGGUUAAGUAACAUUUAGUACUGAAUGUAAAGAUACAAGGAAAGGUAAAGUAACAUUUAGUACUGAAUGUAAAGAUACAAAGAAAGGUAAAGUAACAUUUAGUACUGAAUGUGAAGAUACAAAGAAAGGUUAAGUAACAUUUAGUACUGAAUGUGAAGAUACAAAGAAAGGUAAAGUAACAUUUAGUACUGAAUGUGAAGAUACAAAGAAAGGUAAAGUAACAUUAAGUACUGAAUGUGAAGAUACAAAGAAAGGUAAAGUAACAUUUGGUACUGAAUGUGAAGAUACAGAGAAAGGUAAAGUAACAUUUAGUACUGAAUGUAAAGAUACAAAGUAAGGUAAAGUAACAUUUAGUACUGAAUGUGAAGAUACAAAGAAAGGUUAAGUAACAUUUAGUACUGAAUGUGAAGAUACAAAGAAAGGUUAAGUAACAUUUAGUACUGAAUGUGAAGAUACAAAGAAAGGUAAAGUAACAUUUAGUACUGAAUGUGAAGAUAUCAAGAAAGUAAUCAAGAUUUGAAUUUGGUGAAUGUCAAAAAAAGUUAAUGGGUGUCCUCCUUAAGGUCACAACUACAUACAACUAUUUUUUUUCGGAUAACUAACACUCUCUUAGGAGCUUUUAAAGAUUAAUAUUUCAAUAAUGAUUUAGUUACAAAGAGACAAAACAAAGUUGCCUAAAGGGUUGUUUUAUGGAAAAUAUCACUGUAACAAAAUCAAAGUCUCAUGAAUCCUUGGUCUAAGGGCUAUGUUUCAAAUUAUAGAUAGAACCUUAUCAAAAAAAUGAAUCAUACAAAUCAAAUGUUUGUUGUCCUUCAUGUGAUUUAUAUUUGUUUGCCUGAAUAAUGUUAGUUUACCUUUGUAAACGGUUUUUAAUGUUUUGUAUUUAAGCAUGUUUAUAUAAACAGUAUGCUAUGAAAAAGAUAUGGAUUUCAAACAUACAUAUUUGUUUUUGCUCUGAAAUAUGAAACAAAGAGCAACAAAGGCUAUGCAGUCAAACGUAGUACUGUUAUGUUAAAGUUAUAAAGUUGAAAUAUCAAUGUUUGUUUUUAAAUGCUCAUCAAUUUUUUGGGGGGAGGGGGGAUGGUAUUUUGGGAAGAAAAUAAUUAAGACUUGGUUCCAAUUUUUGUAAUGGCAUGACAGUUUGACUAUGAAAAUUGAGACUGAACAAAAAAGAAGUGAAAUAGGUUGAACAUAUUUCAAAAUGUUUUUCUUCAGGGUCAUAAAGCUUAGGUUUGGUUGUAAUUUGUCUGUAUUCUGACAAAUUCCGGCAAUAUAUGUGAUAAAUAUUUAUCAAUUUCAAGGAUUAUUUUGUUCUUAAAUCCAGAGUGAAGCCCUAAUCGCUUCAUUUAUUGCUUUACUUUGUAAUGUCACAACAGGAAGAAUAAACAACUCUGGUGACCAUUAAGGACAAUAGGGAAUUAAAACUACAUGCAUAAAGCUAGUCAUUAAAUCAUUUAUUGUUUGUAUGAGAAGGCAUUUAUAGAAUUUAAAAACUUAUAUCAAAUCCAGAAGGAUUUAAUAAUCAUGACUUUAUUCUGAAAUUUGCGACAAAAUAAUUUUAAAGUUUUCUGAUAAAGGCUUAUGCCGUGGUGCGGCGUCCGUCGUCCAUCCGUCCGACCAAAAGUCCAUCGUCUGCAAGUCCAUUGUUCGUCCGGCAUCUGGCGUCAAUAUUUUACUUUAAACAACUUCUUCUUAAUAACCAAGAGGCCUAGGGUGAUG
Molecule: messenger RNA, 2830 nt
Organism: Mizuhopecten yessoensis (Yesso scallop)
Lineage: Eukaryota; Metazoa; Mollusca; Bivalvia; Pectinida; Pectinidae
Exons: 4
Coding region: 153-824 (223 amino acids)
Source: RefSeq, a predicted model, not a curated record